CCAGCGCGAACGCACCAUCAGCAUUCUGUUCUCGAUCGUUGCCGGCGACAGUUUUUGUGGCGAUCGCGGCUGUUUGCGUAGAUCGCGCGCGACUUUAUCGAGUAGUCGAGCUGUAGUCGAAGAUUGCGGUGGGCCUGUGAGGAUAAAUAAACAAUUUUCGAACAAUUCCUAUUCUCGUGUGCCGGAAGUGUAUAUGUGUGUGAUCGUUCUUAAUGUGUGCGGUUUUUUGGUUGAGUGAACUUUAUCGAAUAUUACUUGAGCGAGGUUUGAAGGGAAGCGUGUGGAAAUCAGUUGCCCAAAAAUAAGCCCAAAGGCUAGAAGUGAUAUUUCAAAGUGACACAAAUUGACCUUGAGUGAUAUUUAAAGUGCUACAGUUUUUCAAACAUAUUUUCUUGAUAAUUAAGUUAGAAAAAGACGAUUGUGUCGUGUACGGAGCAGAAUCGGUUGCAUUGCUGAGCGUUGACGUUUUUUUUUUUUUUGGCAAGCAGAAAAGUGCCAUUCAUUAUGCAUGUUCUACCGAUGUCCCUGUCGCUGCUUCUAAUACUGGCCGCCGGUGGCGCUACGAUCGCUCAGGAGGAAGUAUCCUUCCUAGACGAUCCUCCAUUUCUGACGCUUUACCGGAAGCUGCACAACCUAUUUUUCGACACCGUCGGUCCGAGUAGUAAAGAUCCGGUGCGACUUAAUCAGGCUCGCUCGCAAGGGAAAGUGCAGUCUCCUAUACCACAUGAUCAAGCCUUUCCCUGUCCAACGGAAGGUAUGCGAAGCGCGACAGUUCCUACCUCCGUUCAUGAACUGCGCCCGGGCGAUAUCGACGUGAUCGCGGCUCUCGGUGAUUCGCUAACAGCCGGCACGGGAAUACUCGCCACCGGAAUUGUUGAACUGAUCAUAGAGAAUCGUGGUCUGUCCUGGUGUAUCGGAGGACAGGGUACCUGGCGUCAGUAUCUAACACUACCGAACAUAUUGAAGGUAUUCAAUCCGAACCUGAACGGUUAUGUCGUUGCCGACAGUCUCUCGAUCGACAGAGAGUCAAGGUUUGAUGUGGCUGAAAUUGGUGCCAUGAGUCAGGACUUGCCGCAUCAGGCAAGGAAUCUUAUCAAACGUAUGCAAGCCGAUCGUUCGGUUGAUAUGAAACAUCACUGGAAGCUGAUAACCAUCCUCAUCGGGCACAAUGAUUUCUGUAGCCGUGUGUGCUAUCUGCCGACUCCAGAGAAAGCUCUCUAUCAACAUGAGCAAAACUUGCUGCAAACUUUAAGACUGCUGCGCAAGUACCUGCCGCGAGCCAUGAUCAACAUCGUCGCUACUAUUAAUGUUAGCAUAUUGCGCACGUUUAACCCUAAACCUGCAUCCUGCGUUACCACCCAUUCGUUCGAGUGUUCGUGCGUGUUCGGUGCCCAGUUCGCAUCCUUUCAGCCACGCCUGGAUCGUAUCAUGCAGCAGUGGAACCGGAUACAGCAGACCGUUGCCGAGCGGGACGAGUUUAACGUGGGUUCCGACUUCGUCGUUAACUAUCAACCGUUUCCGGAGCAUCUGACACUGCCCACCCUUCAGAACGGGGAUACGGAUGCUGGCGUCGCGUCGGUCGAUUGCUUCCAUUUUAGCCAGCGGGGGCACGCGAUCGCGGCGAACAGCUACUGGAACAAUUUGAUCGAUCUGGUGGGCAACAAGUCGGAGCUGGUGCAGAGGGAGUUUGAGCGUUUCAACUGUCCGAUGAAGGGAAGACCGUUUCUGGCGACGCGUAAGAAUAGUUUACUGCGAAUCUGAAGAAGAAAAAAAACACCCGAACGAUCAUUUCCAAAGUUAGCUAGGAGAGCUAUAAGGGGAUGGUGGGGGGGGGGGGGUCAAAGGGGUAGACGGACGAUUUGUUAGUGGUUUGUUAUGUUGUUUUUAUGUAGGUAGAUAAUAAAAUAGAACAUUAUUAAACUAAUUCCUGAGCGGGGGAAAAAUCUCUGAACCUCAAUCAUGAAGUAUCGCAGGGGUGUAGAACACAGUUUUACACGAUCAGCCAUUACUGUCGCGCCAGGCCUCCAACAGAAAAUAAACUUGAGCAUCAUGAAUGU
Molecule: messenger RNA, 2057 nt
Organism: Anopheles stephensi (Asian malaria mosquito)
Lineage: Eukaryota; Metazoa; Arthropoda; Insecta; Diptera; Culicidae
Product: phospholipase B1, membrane-associated-like
Exons: 6
Coding region: 505-1761 (418 amino acids)
Biological process (GO): phospholipid metabolic process
Molecular function (GO): glycerophospholipase activity
Source: RefSeq, a predicted model, not a curated record